AUGCGUAGCGCUCUGCUCGAUGAGUUCCGCGUAAAUGGCAACAAGUCUAACAAGCGAUACGAGCUCAGAGACAUCUACAACCACGCCGUCGAGUUCAGCGGCGAUCAGCAUGGCUCGAGAUUCAUCCAACAGAAGCUGGAGACUGCUAAUAGCGAUGAGAAGGAGCAAAUCUUCCGAGAGAUUGAACCCAAUGCCCUCCAGCUGAUGAAGGACGUCUUUGGCAACUAUGUGGUACAGAAAUUUUUCGAAUACGGAAGCCAACUGCAGAAGAAAAUCCUGGCGGAGAAGAUGAAGGGUAAAGUGGUUGACCUGUCUGUCCAGGUUUAUGCUUGUCGCGUGGUUCAAAAGGCUCUUGAGCACAUCCUAGUCGAGCAGCAGGCCGAGCUGACCCGAGAGCUUGAGCCUGAGAUCUUACGAGUAAUCAAAGAUCAGAAUGGCAACCAUGUUGUUCAGAAGAUCAUUGAGCUUGUCCCAAGACAGUACAUCGACUUUAUCAUGAAUGCGGUGCGCGGCCAAGUUACUCCUCUGGCAUCCCACGCCUAUGGCUGCCGCGUCAUUCAGCGACUCCUGGAACACGGCACCGAGGAAGACAAGGCAGAAAUCAUGGGCGAGCUCCACGCUUCUGCCCAGAUUCUGAUCACUGACCAGUACGGCAACUACGUCGCCCAGCAUGUCAUCCAGAACGGAGAACUGGAGGAUCGCGAGCGGAUUAUCCAGUUGGUCAUGGGCCAGCUUCUCACGCUCUCCAAGCACAAAUUUGCUUCCAACGUAGUAGAAAAGUGCAUCGAGUUUGGCACGCCCGCACAGCGCACAACCAUUCGGGAGCAGCUGACCACUGCUGGGCCAGAUGGAAACAACCCCCUGCAACAGAUGAUGAGAGACCAGUUUGGUAACUAUGUUAUUCAAAAGAUGCUGGGUCAGCUACAAGGCGAGGAGAGAGAUGCCCUAGUCGAGGAGAUCAAGCCUCAAUUCUACAACCUAAAGAAGAGUGGUGCUUCUCGGCAGCUCCAGGCAUUGGAGAAACUCCUCGGAUUGAGUGGCUCCAAGAGCGAAACAUCUACUCAGUCAGACACCAACUCCGUUGCUGAGGUUCCCUCCCUGACACAUGAAACCAACAGUCCUCAGAGCAACAGCCCGCCCAGCACUCACGCCAGUGCUGUCGGGGCCCCAUCUAACGACACCGCAGACAAGGGCUCAAGCAAAUCUAUCCCUGGAGUGGCUCUACAGGUCCAAGAUGUUGAGUCAUAG
Trichoderma atroviride IMI 206040 is the source of this 1248-nucleotide messenger RNA. The record is from RefSeq and is a predicted model, not a curated record. Lineage: Eukaryota; Fungi; Ascomycota; Sordariomycetes; Hypocreales; Hypocreaceae.